This is a messenger RNA of Acipenser ruthenus (sterlet), 2829 nucleotides long. RefSeq names its product cerebral cavernous malformations protein 2 homolog. Gene Ontology annotation, biological process: vasculogenesis; heart development. NCBI's taxonomy places the organism in Eukaryota, Metazoa, Chordata, Actinopteri, Acipenseriformes, Acipenseridae. Bases 762 to 1841 code for a protein of 359 amino acids. The record is from RefSeq and is a predicted model, not a curated record. The transcript has 10 exons.
AAACUGCCAUAUGCAUCAAAUAUAAAAUAAAUGCAGUCAACGAAUAUUGAAAAAAAAUACUGUCAAAGUGUAAAGCACAACGGUCACAGCAUUUGUGGCAUUUUCCAUGAACACAAAUACAGGAUUUUGGUCUAUGGUUUCUGACUAUGGCAUUAUAAAGGGGAAGCCCUGUAAUAGUGGUUUCUAGAGUCUUGCAGUAAAGUCCAAGCGUCAAUGUUUCAUAAGAUAUGGGGUUCUAAAAUGCCCCAAAAUGAAGUAGGCUACUUUGAUAGCUAUUAAAAUAAGGUAAAAUCUAUUGUGCAGUUAGUAUACUGUAGUAUAUUGAUAGGCUAUUGAACAUCAUGGGAAAGUUAAAUGUACGUUAGGUCUAAAUCUAAGAAGACGGACCACUUUCUUGGACAAUCAUGGUGCCUUGACUGGGCUCUGCUUAGAGCUUGUCUUGCACUUUGUUUUUUUAAUUAAAGACUCUGUUUAUAUAUGUUUGUGGUUUACAGAGAGGUUUUACAAAAGAAGCGUGGAACGUCAGAAUGCAGGCGGAUGUGAGCAGUAAAUGUUAUGACAGGAAGUAGUGGUUACUUCAUUUCCUGCUCAUCUGCUGUGGAAUCGAACUACAGUAUAGUACAGCUAUGAGAUGUCUUAAAAGUGCAGGGGGAGCGUAAGACAUAAACAACCUGAAAGAAAAGUCUAACUUCAGUUGAAAGGCUGGCGUGGCGAAAGCUACUGUAUAGUGUCCUGUGAAUUCCAGAUUCUUUUGAAGUUUCAUGGAGAAUGAGCCUGGUAUCGUCUCACCAUUCAAGCGUGUCUUCCUGAAGGGUGAGAAGGGGAGGGACAAGAAGGCACAGGAGAAAGUGACUGAGAGGAGACCCCUGCACACCGUCCCCCUGUCCCUCCCAGACCACCGGGUCGACCCUGACAUACUGCUCAAUGACUACAUUGAGAAGGAGGUCAAGUAUUUAGGGCAGCUCACCUCAGUGCCAGGUUACCUGAAUCCAUCCAGUCGGACUGAAGUACUACACUUGGUCGACAAUGCAAGGAAAGCACAUCAGCUUCCAGGACAGCUGACCGCGGAGCAUGAUGCACUGGUCAGCCUGUCUGCCUACAAUGUGAAACUGCUGUGGAGAGAUGGUGAGGAUAUCAUACUCAGGGUUCCCAUCCAUGACAUUGCCGCCGUGUCCUAUAUCAGAGAUGACUCCCUGCACCUCGUAGUGCUGAAGACAGCUCAGGAUCCUGGAAGCUCUCCCUGUCCCAGCACGUGUCCUGAGAUUUCCAAGUCUCAGGCUCUGGGCUCCCUGUCGGAGAGUGGUGCUGUGCUGGUCGAGGUGUGCUGUCUGGUGGUGCUGGCUGCAGAGAACAAGGCAGCAGCUGAGGAACUCUGUUUACUACUCAGCCAGGUCUUCCAGAUUGUUUACACAGAAUCUACUAUAGACUUUUUAGAUAGAGCAAUAUUCGAUGGGGCCACAACGCCUACAAGGCACAUGUCUGUGUACAGUGAUGAUUCUUCUAGUAAAGCUGAUGUCAAGGAAGCCUAUGAAACAGAAGCCAGUACAUUUUCAUUUCAGGGAUCUCUGGACACCGACGGGAACUCCCCUUCUUCCUCCUCCACACAGGCCUCCCCUCAGGCUAAAACUGUCAGCGAGAGCGAGCUGAGCACCACUGCAGCCGAGCUGCUCCAGGACUACAUGAUGACGUUAAAAACGAAGCUGUCCUCCCAGGAGAUCCAGCAGUUUGCGAUGCUUCUCCACGAGUACAGAAACGGAUCCUCCAUCCACGAGUUCUGCAUCAACCUGCGGCAGCUCUAUGGAGACAGCAGGAAGUUCCUCCUGUUGGUGGAUGAUUACUGAAAUCACCAGCUUUGAAUCCAGUUCUAGUUGCGAGAGCAGAAAACAUCUGGAACAUGCUGAUAUUGAAGAAUAUGCUCCAACUCUCUUGUCCACUUUCAGAAUGUUUUGGUUGAACAGUGCAUUUUGUCUAGACCAAGUGUCUGGAAGGAGGUUUAAUUGGUCAAAUUCAUCAAUUUAGAAUUGGUUUAGAACAAAGACCAGGACUGGAAGGGUCAAUUCUGGCCACACCUGGUCUUGACACUGUAAACUCAAAACAGUACGCUUAGCACGUCCUUAUUAUAUAUAUAUAUAUAUAUGUAUGUAUGUAUAUAUGUGUAUAUAUAUAUAUAUAUAUAUGUAUAUAUAUAUAUAUAUAUAUAUAUAUAUAUAUAUAUAUAUAUAUAUAUAUAUAUAUACAUAUAUAUGUGUAAAUCCAGUUCAUUAGUCUGCAGCUGUCUUAAUAUUCUUGUAUUUUUAAUUUUGUUUUUGUUUUUUUUUGUUAAUAAAAAAGGAAAACAGAUUUGUAUGCAGCACUUAAUGUUUUGCAAAAAUAUAAGAUUAUCCAUCCAAGGGCAACACAUUUGUUCUUUCAUGUCUUAUUUGGAGGUGGAGCCACCAUGAGUGCCUGUCUAUGUAUACUGUGAGUGUGUGUUUUAUGGUAUGGGUUGUGGUGAGUGUUAUUCUAAGAAUUGAGGAGUGUAACUUUAGGGGUAAUUCUCUGCAGGCAGGUAAGAACAAAGUACUGUACACUGCCCCUUCAGUUAGCAGAGAUGAAAACAGUUGAACAGAAAUUUUUAAACAUUACUUUGAUUCCUGCAAGGGUUGUGAGGUUAAGGCAGUACUAUUAACCUAUGAUCUAACUGGUGUUUGUUUACAUGCUUACCCCUUUAAAAGGUUAUUCUGUGCUUUGGUGUUCAAGAAGCCCUUGUGCGUCUCAUUCAUGUCCUAAUUUCAUUUAUUUUACAUAAAGCCCUGUAUUGUAAAUAGUAAACUUGAGCAUUUGAUUUUC